GAGAUGUGUAUAUGAAGCAGAGAGCGAGAGGGGGGAGAGAGAGGGGAAGAUUUAGGAAUUCGUCUGCAGGCUGUGAUCUGCGCUUUUAAGGAAUGAUGGUAAGAGCACAGACGAAAAACAAGCUUUGGUUGAAAUCGCCGCCACACUAAGAGUAAAACAAGUCGGAUAUUCCUCCGGUGUUUGCCAUAAUUAGCCGCAGACAGCUCGCAGCAGUGAUUGCUAAUAGGAAAUGUAACAGAAGCUAACUUUAGCUAGCAAACAAGGCACUUUAGCUAGCUAAUUAUUGCAGUUUGAACAGACAGUGACAAGACUACAACUGCUGACAAAUGGCGAUAGAGGCUGUCGUUUAUACCGGAUAACGUGCAUUAGACUGUUUCAAGUCUGUGUUCAGUAUUUUAGUACAUUUGACAAACGAGCUGUCACUGUUCAACUUUAGCCCGUUUAGAGAGAGAGUGUGUGUGUGCGUGCGCGAGUGCAUGCAUGCAUAUGUGUGUGUGUGUGAGUGUGUUCCGCCCCCUUCUCUUUACGGGAAUCUCCUGGUUUGUGGAAACAGACAGUGAGGCUGGAUGGAGGGGGGAUUAGGGGUCCUGGAUAGUUUCUGCAGGCCGUUACCAUGUGAGCUGACAGUCUGCAUACCUUUGUGUUUACAUCAGAAUCUGAUUAUCUGCUUCACUGAGGUUUCACUGUCACUUUCUGUCUCUCUCCCUCUCUCUCUCUGCUCCAGACCCGUCCCCUCUGCGUUUGAGGGUUGGGAGAUGCUGAUCACAGUUUCUGUCAUUAUUAAGAUCAUGAGGUCACUUCUGCUUUCAUUCAAAUGUUCUAUGUUUUCCUUUCAUAGGUGUAAGUGUUGUAUUUAGGGCUGGACGAUAUGGAAAAAAGUUUAUCCCGAUAUAGUUUUUUCACAUCAGUCGAUAUAGAUAUACAUCUUGAUGAAAAAAAAUGAAAUUUAAAGGGAUAUUCCGGCGUAAAAUUAAUUUAGGGUCAAACACCGUAACACUGAGUUAGACAGCCCCUCGAGAGAUGAAUGUUGCAGACUGCUUGCUUCUCUAGUUAUACCAACUUAUGUAAUGACUGCACGAUAGCAAUACAGAGAGUGACAAGCUCAGCCAAAACGCCACUCUAUAGCCACAAAUAAUGCUCAGAACAGCACAUAACUUCAUCAACAGUACAAAUAGGGUCCUAGCCAUAGUACUAGCCAUCAAACAUCUUUUUAGCUUUGCUUGAUUUCUUAAGCAAAGAUACUAAACACAGCUCACCCACUCUCUUCCAGCAGCCGCUUGUUUGUAGCGAGACCUCAGACCAGACCAUUACAGACUAGAGCGGGGUGACGCUGUAGAACAUAAAGAACAUUUAUGGUCAUUUCUUUAUCAUUUCCUUGAAGUAAUAAUCAUCAUCAUUUUGGACUGCAGACACGGUAAUUCUUCUGCCUUAGCGUCUCAGUCUGAUUGUACUUCCAUGAAGAAAUGAUCAUAAAUGUUCUUCCUUGAGCGGCGUCAACCUGCUGUAGUCAGUAGUGGACUGGCCUGAGGUCUCGCUACAAACAAGCGGCUGCUGGAAGAGAGUAGGUGAGUUGUGUUUAGUCUCUUUGCUAAAGAAAUUAGGCAAAGUUAAAAAGAUGUUUGGUGGUUAGUACUAUGGCUGAGACCCUAUAUGUACUGUUGAUGAAGUUGGGUGCUGUUCUGAGCAUUAUUUGUGACUACAGAGUGGCGUUUUGGUUGAGGUUUGUUUAUGGCUCCUCAGACCGCUGUGUAUUGCUAUUGUGCAGUUGUAACUAAAGACAGAUAGAUAGAUAGAUAGAUAGAUAGAUAGAUAGAUAGAUAGAUAGAUAGAUAGAUAGAUUUUCUGUUGACAAGAUAUUGAUCCAGGUUUGUUGAAUCUGUGAAUAUUGUUGUGAACUUGGCUCAUGCAUUGUGGCCAUCAACUCUUGGGUUUUGACCUCAUCCUAUUUAUACAGACAUUUAUGGAGAUGAUCUGUAUUUUUUUGAUGAUAUUACUGUAUGCACCAUAGUUGAUAAAAUCUCCCAAAUGUUUGCAAUUUUGUGCUCAGGAACAAUUUCAUGACAAAAAUCCAUUUUAAUUUUCAUUAAAAAUCAUGAAUAAUCCCUGGAAAGACAGACGUUCUGCCACAUCAAAAUAAAACCUCUUUAUGCGUGAUCUUUUGCCAUGUGCUGAAGAACAUUCCUCAUUUUUAACCGAGGACUUACUGACACUCUAACUGGUUUUUCCAAUCACAUCAUCCAGCUGCCCAUCUUUACCACCAGCACACAUGCGUUGACUACACAAGCAAAGUCUGCAGAUAAAGCCAGCAAACAGCUCAUCACAUCAGUACAAGUCAGAGGCAAAACUUCCUAAAUCAAGAGUCAGUCAGCUAUUUAAUUUACAUUUCAGAUAAUUAGUUAGCAAAGUGUAAUCGAAUUUAAUUUAUUUUAAACAUAUUUAAAAACUGAGUCAUUUGUAUUACAAAAUAAUAAAUGUGUGGAGAGGGAGAAAUGCCUGAAUAGAAAAGUGGCUAAGAGUUUACUUUACCAUAUGAUGUUGACAUGCAAGGCUAUAUGAUAGUAAUAGAUCAGCAGUGUUUACUGGCAGUAAGUGGCAUGUGACACGGCUAACAGUAUACUAUAUGGUCCCCUUUUGGCCGAUUUAAUCAGCUCGCAGAUAAAAUCGGCCUAGCGAUGUGUGCUUGUGAUAGGUAAUGUCAAAGCUUUGAGUAUUUGGAAAGAUGAGAAUUAGUAUUACAAAUCUAUUAACUAUUGAUCUGCUACUGAUAAUAUGGACUUGCUACAGAGGUUAUUCUCACAGUACAAAGGCAGCAAUGAUUCUUUCAGUACAUUUGACUUCAUCAGUGAUCAGUCAUGUUUAAAUAUCAGUACACAGAAGGCAGAAUAAGACUGCAUUCAGACCCACAACCUCAUGUUUUGGACACACUAGUACCUCCUCUCCUCUCUUAAUUUCACUUCCCCUCUCCACACACCUUUUCUUCUCUUCUCUCUCCCAGGCCUAACCGCCAGUCCCAGCCCAGUUGCUGCGAUUCAUCUCGAAUCUGUGUGUACUUUUAGAUAUAAACAGUCAUAAACACAUUCCUACAGUAAAUUCCCAGAAGGAAGAACAGCUGCCAGAGCGACCAACCCGAGCACUCCAUCCAUCCCCCAGCAGACUCCAGCAGGGUAAGAGACACAAAGGCAACAUGGAAAGAUGUUUUAAUUAAAAAUCCUGAUCGUGCUGGUUCAGUGACACGUUUUUGCUGUUAUCACUCUUUUGUUUUAAAUGAUUUUCUAUUUCCUGGUUUUGGCUUUAUCCAACCGUGCAGAGCAGGAUGGAGGCCUCGUUUGGCCCGACCUUCUCAGCUGUUGCUGCUGGAACAAAAGGUGGUGCACAGAUAAUCUUCCUAUUAAAACUUUAACUUUCUUCGAUACCCUUCCCCUUCUUAUACUGUAGUUACUGAAUUCUCUUCUUAUGUUUACAGCUGAAGCAUCCAGCAACUACAAGCAGCACAGAAGAACUCCCUCCUCCUCCAGCACUCUCACCUACUCUCCCCGGGAUGAUGACGAUGGAAUGGUAUGAUGCAUGAUCAUUUGACCUCUUUAUGUAUUUCUAACAAUAUGCGACCCUCUUCUCACCACUAAUUCUUCAUUCCUUCCCAUCAGCCUCCGAUCGGUACUCCGCGAAGGUCAGAUUCCGCAAUCUCAGUGAGAUCUCUCCAUUCUGAGUCCAACAUGUCUUUGCGCUCCACGUUCUCUCUGCAUGAAGAGGAGGAGGACACGGUAUGAUACCUCAAACACAAAUACCGUAUUCUUCGCACUAUAAGGCGCACCAGAUUAUAAGGCGCACUGGAUUAUAAAGCGCAUUAAGCCAAACAAAACAGUCUGAUAAGUCAAACUUUAUUGAAAACCGGACCGAAAAGGCAUAGGCUGAAGCAAGAGCUUAUUAUCGCCUAUCCUUUUUACUAAAUCAAAAUAUUCAAAACAUCUUAUUCCACACGUUAGACAGAAAACAAAACAAAACACAACAACAAAACAAAGAACAAAAAAAUGACUCAGAAAAAAAAAUAAAAAUAAUAAUAAUGAUAAUCAAAUUAAAUCCAGAAUAUUAGUUUAUCCGUAACCUCAAUCAAUUUUUUUUCUAUAAUUUUCGAUCACCUUACUUUUAAACAAUGAUUUGAAUUUGUGGAGCAUUAAGCCAAACAAAACAGUCUGAUAAGUCAAACUUUAACUCAUUCAAUAGCUCUGUGCGUGUGUGUUGCUGCAACGCUCCGACAAGCCAUCAUGCUGUGCAGCUUUGUAGAUAACCAAAGUCGUGAUUAAACAUUUUGACAGAUUUUCGAGCGCUGUGCACCACAUAAAAUCGGUUCAUGGUCAGUAAGCACAACCAGACUUCAUACAUAAGGCGCACUGAGGAUUUUUGAGAAAAUGAAAGGAUUUUAAGUGCGCCUUAUAGUGUGAAAAGUACGGUACCUAAAAACAUAAAAGUGUUUCUGUUCAAAACUGAAUCCACUUUUCAAACUCAACAGAAAGUGUGUGCGUGUGUGUUUUUGCAGGAGCCCCAGGUGUUUGCGGAGCAGCCAUCAGUAAAACUUUGUUGCCAAUUGUGCUGUAACGUCUUUAAGGACCCGGUCAUCACAACAUGCGGGGUGAGUUUGUUGUAGCGUUUCUUUCACCUAUCUGUCUUCCUUACUCUUUUUCACAAAGUCUUAUUUUCACUUCCCUUUUAUCAGACCAUAUUUGUCUAAAGGCGGCCAAGUGUUGCAAUCACUGAGCCAUCCUGUCGUGAUUCCUGAUACCAAACCAAUCCUCAACCACUCUGCACUGUCAUAUUAACCGCUUUUAUUAGUUUCCAGGUUAGUUGUGCUGAAAUGAUCAAAUUGAUAUAUUUUGCUUCUUUUCUCAGCACACCUUCUGCAGACGAUGUGCCUUGACUUCAGGUAAGAUUCUAAACACAAAUGUAGGUGAGCGGUAACAUGUGUUGUGAGUGAUAUCCUUGUUAUGAUGGGGUUUUUUUUCUCACAGACAAGUGCCCCGUGGAUGCAGCUAAGCUUACAGUCGUCGUGAACAACAUCGCCGUCGCCGAGCAGAUAGGAGAGCUGUUCAUCCACUGUAAGUACGGCUGCAGGGCAACAGCGAGCAGCACAGGCGGGGCUGCAGCCUCCAAUUCCACAGUGGCUGGUAAGCCAGGGGCGUACGAGGUGGAUCCCCUUGGCUGCCCGUUCACCAUUAAACUCUCCACACGCAAGUAAGGACCACAGGAUAAAUCUACACCGCUUCUCCUUCUUUAUGUGAAAUGUCAAACUGCAAAGCAGCAGCUCUUGGCACAGCUGGCUCUGACCUUUCGCCUUGUAUUUCAUAUUUCUGCAGAGAACAUGAGGCCAGCUGUGACUACAGGCCAGUCCGCUGUCCCAACAACCCCUCCUGCCCCCCUCUGCUCACAAUGAACCUCGAGGCUCACCUUAAAGAAUGUGAACACAUCAAAUGUCCACACUCCAAAUACGGGUGAAUAAAAAUAGAUCCGUUAGUCAUAAACAUGCUUUAAAUAUUUGACAUAUAAGUUUCUAAUCUGCUUAAUUCUUCAAUCUGUCUGUCCUUAUUAACAGCUGCACAUUCAUCGGUAACCAGGACACAUAUGAAACCCACCUGGAGGUGUGUAAAUUUGAGGGUCUAAAGGAGUUUCUGCAGCAGACUGAUGAUCGGUAAGCAUCAGAGAUUCUCAUCACUAACAUCAGUUCGAUUGGUUCUGUCUGUUUAGCAAGUGUAACGAAUCUUUUUCACAGUUAUCAAAGUCUCCUCUCUAUUUGUAUGUCACCUGUGACCUUUGACCCUGUUCAGGUUCCAUGAGAUGCAGCUGACUCUGGCCCAAAAAGAUCAGGACAUCGCUUUCCUGCGCUCCAUGUUGGGAAAACUGUCGGAGAAGUUGGAUCAGCUCGAGAAGAAUUUGGAGCUCAAAUUUGGUAAAAUACAGCAGAGAAAGAAAAGACAGAAGUGCUGGAAUCAAUAAAGACGCAAUAGAUAAAGCUUUACUCCAAAUUUCCACCGCAGCGGGAACAGCUCCGAUCCGAAAAGGCAGCGGUUUUCACCGUCUGCCAAUUCCUACCAGAUCUGUUUGUGAGGCAGAUUUCAUGGCAGAUUACAAACAGCGGGAAUCGCGAGAACUCACAAGAACGCGCGAUAACGAGUUGUCUCUAUAAAGAUAGCCACAUAACCAUAUAAGCAGUAAAUUGUGUCCUUCCAAAGGAGGAAAUCUACUUCUAGACUUUUAGAAUCAACAUCUCCUCAUCCAUGGUGUCAUCGGGGUGAAAUGCUGUCUAAAAACCACUUUUUCGUCCCCGCCCGGAGUGUUUUAUUUUGAAAAGAAACCAGAUGUUUUAUUUACUUCUUUAAUCUGUGCUGAAUUUGUCCGGCAUGCUCCAGCGUCCGGAAAAAGUAGAACCUUGCGAUCAGCUGUGGGGUUCGGCAAUCUGCAACGGAAUGGAAAGAAGCCGAUGGAAAUUGACACAUUAACAUGAAUGGUUACGAUCAUCUGUGAUCGGCGGAUGCAGCCUUUUUUUAGCCGUUCUGGAUGUGGUGGAAAUUUGGGGUCAUACUGGAUACUUCAGUUUCUUUGGUGCAAAUGGAUAACUGUUAAAUUAUCCAUACUUCUACUCUUCUUUAGCAUCCUAACUGAUAAUAUUCCUCUGUGCUCAUUUUAGAUGUUUUGGAUGAGAAUCAGAGCAAACUUAGUGAGGACCUCAUGGAGUUUCGCAGGGAUGCCUCUAUGCUUAACGUAAGUGGGUGUGCACCGUUUAAAAAAUCCUUUGCAGACUUUGCAGACUCAGAGUUUAAGUGUUUGUGCAGAAAAGAAAUCGCUCUGAAAGAAAAAUUGUUUGUCCCGGCAGGACGAGCUGUCUCACAUCAACGCGAGGCUCAACAUGGGAAUCCUGGGCUGUAAGUCGCCGCCUUUUCAUCCUCUCUUUUUUUUUCACCUCCCUCUGGAAAUGUGGCGAAUCCUUAAUGAGCUUUUUAGGAACAGUUUGAGUUAUUUAGGAUUUCUCACUGUUCUCACCGACCUCUCUGUCCUGUUUCAGCAUGAGUUAUAGUCCUUUCUUGUAAAUAAAUGAAUAUCCAAUCUUUUUUUUUUCUGGUUCUGUGCAGCAUACGACCCCCAGCAGAUCUUCAAAUGUAAGGGGACAUUCGUUGGCCACCAGGGGCCUGUUUGGUGUCUGUGCGUCUACUCCACUGGAGACCUGCUCUUUUCAGGGUCCUCAGAUAAGACCAUCAAGGUAAUAUCAACACGCAAACAAGGACAUAGAAAUAGAGAAAAUAGAGACCUCUGAUAAACCCCUCAGCUCCAGAUUUCUAAACCAUGAGAUAAUUAUUUGACUUUUGAGCGUAGGUUGAUCCGUGUCAUCCCACCCUUUAGGUGUGGGACACCUGCACCACCUACAAGUGUCAGAAGACUCUUGAGGGUCAUGAUGGGAUUGUUUUGGCACUUUGUAUCCAAGGGUAAGAAAACACACACAAGGAUUAUUCAGGUGCAUGACAUCUGAGAUUCACCAUCCUGCUUCCCAAAGCAGGACUCAACCAACUCUCUUCUUUUUGUCUCCAUAGUAACAGGCUGUACAGUGGCUCAGCCGACUGCACCAUCAUCGUAAGUACAGCUUACUUCACACUUCCUUUUUUUUUUUUUUAGUCAAGGCCAGCUUGCACAACACGAGAAUCUACUGCUCAACAGACUGACUUUGUUGCUGCUGUGGAUUUGUGUGCAGGUCUGGGAUAUUCAGACGCUGCAGAAAGUCAAUACGAUCCGUGCCCAUGACAACCCCGUAUGCACACUGGUCUCCUCUCACAACAUGUUGUUCAGCGGCUCCCUCAAGGCAAUUAAGGUAAUGUACAUAAACAUGACGCACCACCCCGCGUGGAUGUCGUUUGUGGUGUUUUAAAAACUGAGAAAAGUUUAUCUGGCGCUUUCGUCGAGUGAAAUCACUCGCUCACUUUUACAGCUGGUCCCAGUUUGUCUGUCUCUAAGCAAAACACAAACUCACUGUCUCCAAAUGUGACGCACCGAGCAGAUGUUUUGCCAAGUGGCCCGACGUUUUUGACGCAGAAGAAGAAGAAGAAGUAGUCAAGAUGUAGCUCAGUGUGGAGAAGGAGAAAAGUUGAGCAAGAAGCACUGUCUUUGUUACCAUGGUAACGAGCGAGCGAGAGAGAGCAGGGAAGGGUGAUGGCGGAGCUGUGCGAGUCUUGUGAUGUCACUCCUUUCUACACAGGGACUUUCCAUUCUUACUCAACACGCUGCCUCUGCGCGCUCAGUCCUCCUGCUUCUCCUUACUUCAUCGCAGUGAAAUCCUGCUGAACUGCAGCUCUGUUCAUGACACACAGGGGUUUGUGUGUUGACAUUAGACCAAUGGUGGAUGGAGCAAAUUGUCAAAGUAAAUAAACUUCGAUUAGAACUCAGUCAGUUUUAGCCCGUUUGAGACUAAUCGGUAAUCGGCCAAAACUCACCGAUUGUUGCCGAUAUUUUAGAAUAGAAUAUUGCUUUAUUGAUCCCCUAUUUGGGAAAUUUUUUUGUCACAGCAGCAUGACAGACAAAGAGUGCGAAAAUGCAGUUAUAAAAAAAUAAGGAUUGUAAUAUUAAGAACUUAUAAAUGUAAUAAUUAAGAAAAAAUGUAGAAAAAGGAAAAAGGGAAGAAGAAAAAUAAAACUAUCGACAAUUUUCAGAAAUAAAAUGCGGAGAAUAAGACUCGGUUUCACUUUGAAAAUGUUACGCCAUUUGAAAAGGGGGGAGGGUUGGGGUGUCGAAAACGCUUUUCUGGUCUGAGUUUGAUUCAUGAUAAAUACAUGGAAUAUUACUGAGGUUAAUGUUACUGAGAAGUGGUUUGAAAGGCUCAAAACCAUUCCUCAUUUCCUCAAAGAAAUUAAGUAAAUAUGUUGAUGUAUUGUAUGUGUAUGUUGCAUAUUCUCUUUAACUGUCCAUCUUCAUACCUGUAUGUUAUUUUAAUUUAUUUUAGCUGUGUUUUAACUGUGUUUUUAAUGCCCUGUACAGUGUCUUUGGGUGUCCAGAAAGGCGCUUUUAAAUAAAAUGUAUUAUUAUUAUUAUUAUUAUUAUUAUUACUUCAAUCAACAAAAUUUUGAAAUUUCAUAAAUUCAUAAAUUUCGUGUUGCAUUUCUUAGGUAUGGGACAUUGUGGGUACAGAGCUGAAGCUGAAGAAGGAGCUGACUGGUCUGAAUCACUGGGUGAGAGCGCUGGUGGCCUCGCAGAACCACCUGUACAGCGGCUCAUAUCAAACCAUUAAGGUGGGUGAAGGUUACAGACAGUCUGCUUUGCUGCUUUCGUGACAAUUUUAACUCAUUACACUUUCAAUUUCUAGUACUGCUGCCAUAUCUCGUAUGUUUUAAAAUGGUAGUUAGUAACUUUAAACGGUCAAGAACUACGGCAUGCAUGUUAGCUGGUAUAGGUUAUUGAAUUAUUAUUACUAAAAACUAUGAAAGACUUAGAUUUGCUGUCGUCUUAAGCACACGCUCAGAAACCUUGUCACUGAAACUGUGGAACUGUCGGGGAGAUUUUGUCUUCUAUUAAAAAAAAAAAAAAAGACUGUGCAUCUGUCUGUGUGCCUGAGCCGGCAUCGGUAACUAAUGAAUACCUCAGGGAGUCUGUGGAGAGAUAAAAAAAGGACCGAAACCACAGCAGAGAGAGAGAGAGAGAGAGAGGAGCUGUCUUUUUGGAGUGAGGGAGACGAAAGGACGAAUACAGAAGACUGAUUCCUUAUCUGCCAAUGUUUACAUCUAUUUUGACAUUUUUGCAGUCAAAUAUCCAUGACAGAGAAACGCUGCAGGUUUGUUUACGGGCGUUUAAACAGAUUUCUUUUGAAAUUCUAAAACACUUUAUUUCUCCCUGUCAGAUUUGGGACAUCCGCUCUUUGGAGUGCGUUCAUGUCCUGCAGACCAGCGGGGGCAGUGUCUACUCCAUCGCUGUCACCAACCAUCACAUCGUUUGUGGCACCUAUGAAAACCUCAUCCACGUAAGAAGAAACACAGAAACACACAUACAGUGAACAGGAUUUAGACUUUCUGUUUUCUUUAUUUUGAUUUGUACUUCAGUCUUGCUUGAUGUCAUAAACUCUCUCACCAUCUCUCAGAGGGCUCUCAGGUCAUCGCCUCUCUGUGAGAUUUUAUAAAACCAAUAAACUUCGUCAAACCAGUGUGACUUGGAUGUUGUCAUGGUGAUGACCCUGAUAAACAAAGGUGUGUCUUUUCCAUAGGUGUGGGACAUUGAGUCCAAAGAGCAGGUGCGGACACUAACCGGUCAUGUGGGAACAGUUUAUGCUCUUGCUGUCAUCUCCACUCCUGACCAGACCAAAGUGUUCAGCGCCUCCUACGACCGCUCACUCAGGGUGAGGACUGACAGUGUGUCUAUUUCUGUCAACCAAUUCAUCAUACAGUAUUUAUCACACAAAUCUACAUUCUGCCUGUAGAGAUUGCAAUGAAUGGUGAUUAAGUAGAAGAUUAUUUCAUGUAUUUUGUUAUUUUGUGGUUGUAAAUGUGAUUAAAGUUUUCUGUAUGGUGGAGUUGGCUCAGUGGAGUUAAGCUAAGACUUGUGACGGUCACAUGAAAAUGCAGAAAACGUUAUUUCCUUUUAUUAUAAACCACAACAGCAGUUUCCAUGAGGUUUAAUUUUGGCCAAAUAACCACGCCUCCAGCCUCUUAGGUGAGCUGGUCUUUCUUUUGGAAGCAGCUUUUUUGGCUCUUUGGUAGUAGAAAAACAAAGAGCUGGAUCCAAAUCAGUUUCUUCUCUGAACCAGCCUGGUCAAACACUCAGAUAAGCUGCAUCUGAAGAUUUAUGUGUGCUCUACUAGCAGUAACCAAACACUGUAAACUCUGUAGCGAUAUGAAGUCAUAAACCGCUGUGAGGAAGGGGUUUUACUAUUUUGCAAAACCCACUACUGGUUGUGACAACCAGGGCUGCACAUUAACUCUGCUCACCAGCUAUUGUGGCUCAUGGAUUUCCAAAGGUACUCUGCUGUUUUGUCACCAGCUGAAAUGUUGCUGAACUAGAAUAACAGCCGCUAUAAACGUUAAUUACCUCUGAAGACACCCAAAUCGAGACUGCAUGAAAUCUAUAAAACAGGGAUUUGAUCGGCAUCAAACAAAAAAACAACAUGAACUGUGGGUAAAAGUCACUGGAGAGGGUAGGGGUCAAGUUUGUUUACUCUCUAGAAAUAUUAUUGAACAUUUGUUUGUUUUUCUUUCAGGUGUGGAGCAUGGACAACAUGAUCUGCACCCAGACCUUGCUCAGACAUCAGGGCAGUGUUACAGCUCUCGCCGUCUCCAGAGGGCGCCUCUUCUCCGGAGCUGUGGACAGCACUGUCAAGGUACUAAAGACCUCCUCUGCAACAUCUGCUACAUAUUUAGCAGGGCUCGAUAAUGCGACCGUUUCACUCGCAUUUGCGACUAAAAAUAGAUGUGUGCGAAUUGUAAAAUGUAUUUAGGGGCACAUGUGCGCAUAGAAAAAUUAGCUGAGGCUGCAAAUGAUUUUUCAUGUAAACACGGUGGUGAAGUUAGUUUUAGGUUUGAUAUCUGACGGACAUUCACCUCAGAUCUACCGGUGUCUCCUCACUCUCCAUAACCGGGAAUAGCAACAGCAGUGCAGUUAAAUCUACUUAGCUCCCUCGCUGUCAAUGUCAGGUGUUGAAUAAGGGACCAUCAAUAAAUUACCGGUUGAUGUUCUCAGAAAAGGCUUAUAGCUUCCAUGUCAUGUGACCAAAAGACCUGAAAUUGAUUUCAAAUAAUGGUACUUAUGUCGACCAAUAAGACAAACAUUAUUUGAUCAAUUUUCAUUGUGCCCCUUAAGUUCUUUGUGUGCUCCUUAAUUUUUUAACUUAAGAGUACAUGUGCCCCUCGUGAAAAAUGAGUGUCAAGCCCUUUUUCCAGCCCACCUCUACUUCAUCUGUAACCUCAUGUUUUAAUCUUUGUGAGCUUUUCCAAACUCACUUAUCUCCUCUCUCUGUCUCUUCCAGGUGUGGACGUGCUAAACAAACGGUUUUCUUUGCAGGAGUCCGCUUAACUUCACAUCUAUUUUUAUGUCAGAGGGACUCUAUAACAUACCACCACUCCAUCUUCCACUCCUCUUUCUUUGAUUGUGAACUAAUGUCGCAGACUGAUCACUUCCUCCUCAAGAUCAGAUCCCUUUUUUUAGUGUCUGCACCGCUUUUAACUUUCAAACAUGCACUCCAAUACCUAAACCCUGGUCAUCAGGGUCAACUGCGGGUCGUACAUCUCGAUGACCAGUGCAUCACGGGGCGAGCUAAAAAAAAAAAAAAAAAAAGCCGACUUACAGACACUGCACUCCAUAUUUAGAGUGGGGAGUUGUACUUCCUGCACAAACAGCUGCCAUUCAUGAACUGUACUGAUGAUGCUUACUGCGAACGGUUCAACAUGAAUUUAAAGGCUGGUUUCACAAACAUGAGUCAUCAAGACGAGACCGAACAAAGAGAAGAAAUCUGGAUCGAGGCAACGGGAGUAACAGCAGUGUUAUAUUAAAUUUGCACGAUUACCCAAUACACUCCAGGGAGGACGUUCUUUGACAAGAGUCAUUUUCUGACACGGCUUAAGUGUCUUUUUAGUGUCAUACUUAACUGAUUUGCUCUAAGAGACGGAUGAAUUUGUCUUCUUGAGUCAUUUAAACCUGUCGGAUAAAAACUAUCGAUUCAACCCUGCGAUAUAUAUUGCGAUAUUAAAAAUACAGGAAUUUUCACCACAUGACCUGAAUAGCAUUUAAUGUUAUGCUGCACCGCUGAAGUCUUGAGACAGUUAACCUGCUCUGAUCUUACCUCUUUUUGUGAAUGUUAGUACAACGGCUUCUGUCUGUCUCAGAGAUAUUUUUAGCUUUUAUUGUUCUGGGACGUUAUUGUGGCGACAGAUGAACACAGAAGACGUGUUUUGGUCGACAUCAUCCUUCUUUGAACCAAAAUAAUUCCAGAUAACUGACUUUCCUUUUCUUUUUGGCAACAAAUCUUCAUUUUCGGUGGUUUUCUCUUGUUCGUUGCUCAUUUUGCAAUCGUUGUUGUUGUUAGCGGUGUUGUGCCGAGAAACGCAUGUCCUCCGAGAAUUGCAUGCACCUCGCAAAACGUGCACCGCUUAUAGUAGAGUGGUCCACGGAAAUGUACAUUUUAAAACCGAUACAGUUCUUAUCUGUUGGGCUUAACAGUCAUGAGUAAAGUUCCGAGAGUAAUUCUCAGUGGACACGCGUUUCUCGGCUCAACACCAGCAGCCAGCGAGUAACUCCAUGUGCAGAACAUGAGCAGGGGUGGGUUUCCUCCUCUCUGAUUUUGAUUGACAGCUGGCAGGGUAGUCUGAUUGACAACUGAGUAAAGGACGAAGGUGAUUGGUGGAUCGCUGCACAGCACAUGCAGAGUCACAUGCAGUGUAUCUCAGUCAGUUACCCUUGAAAUUAACUGAGUUCAAGGCUCUGCGAUAUGACUAUCGCACACACGUACAUCGCGAUGACGAUGCUCAAACGAUAUAUCGUGCAGGCCUAUCGUGAACGGUUAAAAAGUUAACGAUGAGAGAUCUGCUGAAGAAAGUAAACACAGGAAAUUGGUGGAAGCUAAGAUUGGUGUGUUUCCCGGCGUUUGUUGAUUGAUUUUAAACUCUAAAACUCUCAUCACAAUAAUCAAUCAAUCAAUCACUUUAUUUGUAAAGCACUUUUCAUACAUGGACUGUAUCACAAAGUGCUGUACAUUAAAGAACACAAGAAGGAGAGGAUCAGGAGAUACAAAAUAUAACACGAAAUAAAAUACAAAUUGCAAAACCCCACCCUCCAAGCCCGCAUUCAACAAAGACCCAACCACACACGCACACACACACACACAGCCACUGGGACACCAAGUCAGGGCUCAGCAGGAAGCCCCAGAGGACCAAGGAAACGCUAUCUUAAACUAAAAUGGGGAAACACUGGAGCUGAAGCUAAACUGAUAAAACCAUGACAAGACAUAGGAGACUCAUAAAAUGAUAGAAAAUAAAACAAAAUAAAAUAGUAAUAAUAAUGAAAAAUAAUAAUAAAAUAUAUAAUAAAUCUGUUUUUAAAUCAGACAAUAAAAGAAAAUAAACAAAUAGUGUCAAAACAUGAAAUAAUAAUUCUGGGACUAAAGUAAACGAGUAAAAUACUUGAGAUAAAAAGAGUAGACUAAAAGAGGCUAGAAGAAUAAAACAAAAAAUCAGCUAAAAACCAGACUAAAAAUGAAGGUCUUGACUCAGCUAAUAACUGAGCUAAGUCGCGAAGCCACAGCCAUAAUAAGACGUUUCUUCCCUCCUCGAUCAUUCACAUCGCCAUCCGGUUCAGUUUGUGAAACCAGCCUUUUGUCAAAUCAUCUUUUUUGUUCGAGAAGACUUUAAAGAGAAUGACAUUUCUAUAGAUUUACUAAGUUUUUUAAUAGCGCUAUGAUAGAGCUGUAUUCAGAGCCACUCCACAGUUGUACAGCGUGUAUGAUAACAGAUAGUGCCGAGCCUGGAUGUGUGCCCAUGAAGAUGAGUCACACUGGCCUACAUUAAUAACAGGAGGGACAGGGAGAGGAGAGGACCAUCUGUGUGCAUGGACAAGUCUAUUGUUGUGUAUGUGCGAUUGUGUUUCAAUGAGUGCCAUAGUACGUGCGCCUGAAAGUAAGAACAGGCUGUAAUGAUGCGUCUUUUCUCCCCUCUUUCUGACCCUCCGGCCCACUCUCAGAUCCUCGCUAACCUCAGCUGGUUAGACUCAAACACAAACAAAGAUUAACUGAUUGUUUUAUGACUGUAACGCACACAGUGGACUUACAGGCAGGUUAGUGACUGUGCUUAAAAACCUUAAAACUCCAGGACGCGUACGCAGAAAGUGCCACUGAGUCCAUCUUUCUUAAAGUAUGUUUCAGGACCCAUAUUGGGUUGAAAAAAACGCAAAAGACGUCGAUUCAUGAGAACAUUUGAAUCCAGCUAAAUUCACACGCAUGGACCCGAUGAAGUUUUUACAGAUGUUGAAAAGUAUUUUGCCUUCAUUUCAACACAGAUCUGACCACUACUUACAGUAGCCUUGGUGAGAAAGUUAUUUUGAAAGAGAAGAAGUGUCUUCACUGGUCACAGUUUCAGUGAUUUCUUGUAUACUUGUAAUCGUGUAAGCCUGAGUUGCUCAUCGAUCAAUAAAACUAUUGUACACUUUGGAGCUGCUGAUCUCAUUUUUUUCCAGUCAAACUGACCUUGUUGCUUUUCUCAGCCUAAGUAAUAAAUGUCUUAACAUCCAAAAACUAAUUUAAGCAACAUACUUGGGAGUUAAAGGGAUAUUCCGACGUAAAAUUAAUCUAGGGUCAAACACACCGUAAUACUGAG
Molecule: messenger RNA, 15317 nt
Organism: Xyrichtys novacula (pearly razorfish)
Lineage: Eukaryota; Metazoa; Chordata; Actinopteri; Labriformes; Labridae
Source: the annotation of a GenBank genome assembly